This is a messenger RNA of Juglans microcarpa x Juglans regia, 453 nucleotides long. RefSeq lists its product as uncharacterized. The record is from RefSeq and is a predicted model, not a curated record. The transcript has a single exon. Bases 1 to 453 code for a protein of 150 amino acids. Lineage: Eukaryota; Viridiplantae; Streptophyta; Magnoliopsida; Fagales; Juglandaceae.
AUGGCUCUCAAUGCUAAGAACAAGCUCGGUUUUGUUGACGGCACGCUCACGAAGCCAACCAACGACGAUGUGGCUGCAAAAUUGUGGGAACGAUGCAGUGAUAUGGUUCUCUCUUGGCUCCUUAACAGCAUCAAUAAGUCCCUCACCGGAUGUCUUAUCUAUUGCAAUACACCACAAGAAGUUUGGCUUGAUUUGGAAUCUGGUUUCUCACAGAGCAACAAUCCACGCAUAUUUCGUCUCAAACGCGAUAUCGCCACACUUCGUCAAGAUGCCAUGCCGAUUGCUCAAUAUUAUAACACUAUCAAACAAUAUUGGGAGGAGUUGGUUGCCCUUCAAUCAAUGCCUACUUGCACUUGUGGUGGUUUACAAGAGUUGGUCAAUAUUCAAGUAGUGGAGCGGGUUUUUCAAUUUCUCAUGGGCUUAAAUGAUUCCUACGCUCAAAUCAGAAGCUAA